AUGGGGAAGGUCUCUAAUCGCCUUGCCGUAGAGCGCCGUCUGGAGCGCAGACGUUCUGAGGAGCAGCAAAACAAGGCCUUAGCUGAGGUCGAGGCUGAACGGAUUAAGAUGAUCAAUCUUGCACGUAGUGAUGCUCGGGUUGAGGCACUUAGACGGCAAAAAGCGGCGAAGGCAGACAUUGGAGAGCUUUCCAGGGACUUGGAAUUUACUUUUGCGGAGCAGCGAGCUCAACAGAGUAUCAAGGAGAGGCAGCUUCACCAGAGAAUCACUGAUACUUUAGACAACCAGUUGCAACGCGAGGAAGCAGCAUCUCUAGAAAGGCAGAAGAUCUGCGAGGAAAGCGAAGAGAUUCGCAAGCUGAAGGAGCAGCUGGCAACCGCUAGAGUCAAUCGCGAAAGAGCCGCUCAGCUUCUUGAACGGCAGCUUAGAGAGGCCGAUGCCGCCUUCGAGGAUGCAAGGAUUGAACUUGCUAUGGAGGAGAAAAGAUUGGCAGAGUGCGAGAAUGCGCGUCGCCAAGAAUUGGAUCGCAACUUGCAAAUGCGGCAAGUUGGUCUGGAUCUCGCAGCACAGAUAGAGCAAAGAGAACGUGCAAAACAGCAAGAAACAGCGGAGAAAUAUGCAAUUGAAAAGGAACAGGUAGGAGCAGUCGUUGCACGGCUGCUUGAAGAAAUGGAAAAUGAACAGAGGCAAUCGAUGGAGCGCCGACGGCUUCACGCAGAAAUGGUUGCGGAAGCAACCAAAGAAAGAGCACGGCAGAAGCAGGUCAUACUCGAAAACAAGAUCAAGGAGGAGAAGGAAAUCAGGGAGUAUCUCGAAAUGCAGCAGAAACGGGCUGACGACUUGGCGAAGGAGAAAGAGUUAAUACGUAGAGAAAAGGCGAGAGUCCUAGAUGAACUCCUGCAGCAGCAAAUACGAAAGCAGCAAGAAGAGACGGACUACGCCCAGUUGAUAGCUGAUUUGUACGAGUUCGAGCGCGAGGAACAGGAGCGGCUGAAGGAAGAGGCUCAGAAACAAAAGCGGCAACAAGAAAAGGCUGCCCUCGCAAGCGCAUUCAAGGAGCAGAUGGAAGAGAAAGAAAGGAGGCGGCAACAACAAUUAGCUGAGGAGGGACAAUUCCGGCAAGAGCUUUACGCAAAGUUUGCUAGAGAAGCAAAGCUUGAACAGAUGACUCGGCAGAGGCGCAAACUCGCUAUCUUGGAACACAACAGAGAGGUAGAAGCGAUUAUACAGGAACGCCGCCGUCAGCAGAUUGUAGAACGUGAGCGAGACAAGGAAGAAUGCCGCAAGCUCCUCGAGCUGGAGGCAGAGAAACAAACAAUUAUUCAGCAAGAAAGAGAAAGACUGCUGCGCGAGAACGCAGAGCUUGCUGAUUUUCUGCCCAAAAACACGCUUCAUGACAGACGAGAACACAAUCUUCUUAAAAACGCGAAGCUGCAGCUUGCUAACAUCCACCUGAAUCCAUUGGCACCCCUUCCUCGAACUCUCCGUACCCUCCCUGCGGGGGACUCCACCAAAAUACAUGGCUAG
This is a messenger RNA of Eimeria maxima, 1527 nucleotides long. Its product is annotated as meiosis-specific nuclear structural protein 1, putative. Lineage: Eukaryota; Apicomplexa; Conoidasida; Eucoccidiorida; Eimeriidae. The transcript has 6 exons. Bases 1 to 1527 code for a protein of 508 amino acids. The record is from RefSeq and is a predicted model, not a curated record.